UAUGUAAACGGAAUUGAAGCUUUCCCACUUGCUAACUUAAUUCUGGUGGUGUCUCUGCGGUUGCAGGACGUGGUGGACAGCAGCCGGACAGAAAUCUAACAAGAUGGCGUCAGCCACAGCGACCUAUGGACAGAAAGAGUCCUCAGACCAGAACUUUGACUACAUGUUUAAGAUCCUCAUCAUUGGCAACAGCAGUGUGGGUAAAACCUCCUUCUUGUUCCGUUACGCCGAUGACUCCUUCACGCCCGCCUUUGUCAGUACGGUGGGCAUCGACUUCAAGGUGAAGACCAUCUACAGGAACGACAAGAGGAUCAAACUCCAGAUCUGGGACACGGCAGGUCAGGAACGUUACCGUACCAUCACGACAGCUUACUAUCGAGGUGCCAUGGGCUUCAUUCUUAUGUAUGACAUCACCAAUGAGGAGUCCUUCAAUGCCGUCCAAGACUGGUCUACUCAAAUUAAGACGUACUCCUGGGAUAAUGCCCAGGUGCUGCUGGUGGGAAAUAAAUGUGAUAUGGAUGAUGAGCGCAUGGUGAGUGGAGACAGAGGCCGCCAGCUCUCCGAACAUCUUGGUUUUGAAUUCUUCGAAGCCAGCGCCAAAGAUAACAUCAACGUAAAGCAGACCUUUGAGCGUCUGGUCGACAUUAUAUGUGAAAAGAUGUCCGAGAGUCUGGAUGCUGGUGAUCCCGCCAUUACGGGGGCCAAGCAGGGGCCUCAGCUGACGGAGCAGCCGGCUCCACCGCACCAGGACUGUGCAUGUUAAAGAUUUCCGUCUGUGUCCUUCUUCCAUUGUCCAUCACCCUUUUGUCACCCAUUUUCCAGUGAGGACCAUUGGCAGGUGGUCCCGGGAGCCAUCUUUUAAAAGUAUCUCUGAGCAAAUCAGCUCUUGAGUUGCUCUUGUAUAGUCAUCAAAUCGCUUUUAUUUGGUUUGUUUUUGUAUCUUUGACGACACCUCCAUGUUUCAGACUCUUUGCAAAGUCAGUUGGGGUUCUUUUAUUGUGUGUGUGUUUGAAAGGAUUUAAAGUGCCACCUAAAUCCUUUUGAUGUUUACGGUAUUUUUUUGUUCGUUUGUCGGGUUCUGGUGAACAAAUUCAUCCGUGUCCAAUUUCUUUUACAGUCAGGUAUGAACAUGUGUCUCACCUUGUAGCCACAUAUUGUUAUUGAAGGUAUCAAGAACCAGCCUUUGUUUUUUUUUUACAUUUCUGCAACUUUUGUUUGUAUUGUGGUGUUGCUUUUAUUUUGCUGCAUCAAGCACUGGGUGAAUGAAGAACAAGACAUAGACAAAGGAGACAAAAUUGCAUUUUAAUUGUAUUUAUUUCAGAUGUUUAUAUAUGAAUAUUGUGCAAUAUAUUAUAUAUAUAUAUCCAGGUAUGCAUUUCUGGAAGUUAAUUGCAAAAGAUAAGUUAUAUGAAGGUAGUAUUAUAUACAUCUAUCAGGUCUUUAUUGUGAAGUUUGUUUGGAUGGUUUGUGUGCGAUUGACUCCCUCCCUCGUAUCCCGGUCAGUUUAUUCUCAUGCAGCUUUGCGGAGAUGUUGCAAAAAUCACCAACCAAUUUAUCACCAACCAAUUCUAUCUUUUUUUUUUUUAGGUAUGCAUUUUUUCUUAUGUCAAACAAUGUUUCAAUCAGAGAGCGAGUGAAGAUUUUUUAUUUUAAUAAUUAAGGCGAACCAAGGAGACUAAUUGUGUCCUUUUGGUGGUGACUGUUUAAAAUAUGACCCUUAACCCCAUCUCAUGUCUUCCUCUCUUAAAAAAAGAAACACAAGUGUAAAAAAAAAAAAAAAGUGUACCUUUGACUCUUAUAUGUUGGUUGUGUUCGAUGGACUCAGGCUUGCAAAAAAAAAUAAUAGGGGAGGAAAAAAACAUGCUGGUAACAACAAAAGAGCCAUGUUACAGUUUGUCUGCAUUCAUAUCACCAGGCUUUCUUGUGAAUGAAUGUUUCAGUUACAAAGCAAUACAGUAACUUAAAAAA
This is a messenger RNA of Syngnathus acus (greater pipefish), 1968 nucleotides long. It is a transcript of the gene rab3ab, whose product is annotated as RAB3A, member RAS oncogene family, b. Gene Ontology annotation, cellular component: synaptic vesicle; axon; endosome. The record is from RefSeq and is a predicted model, not a curated record. Bases 104 to 763 code for a protein of 219 amino acids. NCBI's taxonomy places the organism in Eukaryota, Metazoa, Chordata, Actinopteri, Syngnathiformes, Syngnathidae. Gene Ontology annotation, biological process: axonogenesis; regulation of exocytosis; protein localization to plasma membrane. Gene Ontology annotation, molecular function: GTP binding; GTPase activity. The transcript has 5 exons.